UUAUGGUCAAUUUUUGAAUGGAUAGAUUAUGAUGAAUAUGGUUAAAUUUAGGAUGCAAUCCACUUUGAUAAUGUAAGUAUAUAUUUAAGUUAUAUACUCCAUCCAUUUCAUAUUAAAAGAUGAUUUGACUAUUUCCCCAAUUAAACUUCUUUAAGUUUGAUCAAAUAUAUAGAAAAAAAUAGCAACAUAUACAACUCCAAAUUAGCUUCAUUUAAUCUAGCAUUGAAUAUAUUUUGAUGGUAUGUUUUUUUUUGUUAAAAAUAUUGCCAUGUUUUUCUAUAAAUUGGAUCAAAUUUAAUAAGUUUGAUUAAGAAGACAAAAUCAAAGCAUAAAUAUGAAACGAUAUUUAGAAAAUAAGAAUGAACAAAUUUUAAAUACGAAAGUAUCUAGUGAUGUUUAUUUGGACUUUGCAAACAGAUGAAGCAGUACCGGUUUGUGGCAUGCAUUAUGAUUGUUUCCUCCUGGGCGUCCUUAUCUUAGAAAGAAAUUAAACCAUUAAUUUUGGUCUCAUCCUGUUACAUUACACGCUCUGGCUUAUUCUUGGUUGCAGACAAGCUAUAGCUCUGCGCCCAUCGGUCAUUGCCCGUGGAGCCUAUACUAUAUCGCGACAUUCCGCACUCUCGGCCGUGCACAAGGUGUCGAUGGCGUCGGCGCGGCCGUACCGGUUCCCCGUUCCGGCGGAGGGCGGCGAGCCGACGCGACGCCGCUCCGCCGCCCAGUCGUGCGGGACGUGCGGCGCGUCGGCGGUGGCGAGCUGCGUGGCGCUGUGCUGCUGCCCGUGCGCCGUGGUGGGCUGCCUCACGCUGGCCCUCGUCAAGGCGCCGUACGCGGCGGGCCGGCGGUGCGUGGCCAGGCUCGCCGCCGGCAAGCGGCGGCGGAUGAUCAGGCCAGGCGUCGCGACGACGCCGCGGAAGACGAACCGCGUCUGGGACCUGGACGACGGCCAGCUGCAGGAGUGGCGCCCCGCCGGCGCCGACGGCGCGGUGCGGGCAGAGCGCAAGCAGGAUCGGCGCGAGCCUGGCCGCACCGGUGGUGCAGCCUCGGCAGCGCCGCCGGGCGAUGCCAGCGUCGACGCGAUCAGUGCCGUCGGCGAGGGCAGCGGCAGGGCGAGGCCGCGGGUGGACACGGCGGAGAAGACGUGGGUGGAGAUCUACCAGCUCGGGCACUGGGGGUUCGGCCGGCUGUCCUUCUCACAGCCCCAGGUGAUCAGAGGUGACACCUGCGGCAACGACGGCGUCGCUGCUUCCCGGCAGUGAUCCGGCCAUGGCAGUGUUCAUUGGUCUGCAUUUGCCAAGAUUGAGAGCGAGUUGACUUUGCGGGUUUGUGGCACACGACUCGGUUCACCAGACGGCUGACGUGUGCGCACGUAUUUGUGCAUGCAUAUGGUUCGUCCAAUGUGCGGCCAAGCAAGGCCAGGUGUAAAUUUGAACAUUUUUGUUUUUGAUUUUUAGGCCUCAAUUUUGGUAUCCGAGAUAUCCGAACUGUGGAGGCGAUCGCUCUUGCAUUGUUGAUGAUGUUCUUUCUUUUUUAUAUACUAGCAAAAAUGCCCGUGCGUUGCAACGGGUGAAGACUAUUUUAAUCUUAUUAUUGUUAUAUGGUUUAGUUAAGAUGAAAUUCACUGUAUUAAAUUC
This is a messenger RNA of Oryza sativa Japonica Group (Japanese rice), 1631 nucleotides long. RefSeq lists its product as uncharacterized. The record is from RefSeq and is a predicted model, not a curated record. Lineage: Eukaryota; Viridiplantae; Streptophyta; Magnoliopsida; Poales; Poaceae.